Drosophila mauritiana is the source of this 2114-nucleotide messenger RNA. It is a transcript of the gene Ets96B, whose product is annotated as ETV5-related protein Ets96B. Lineage: Eukaryota; Metazoa; Arthropoda; Insecta; Diptera; Drosophilidae. The transcript has 7 exons. The record is from RefSeq and is a predicted model, not a curated record. Gene Ontology annotation, molecular function: sequence-specific DNA binding; DNA-binding transcription factor activity, RNA polymerase II-specific. Gene Ontology annotation, cellular component: nucleus. Bases 48 to 1952 code for a protein of 634 amino acids. Gene Ontology annotation, biological process: cell differentiation; regulation of transcription by RNA polymerase II.
GUGAAAAUCCACAAGUUCAAGAGUGCAUCCGGACCACCGAUCGAUCCAUGGAUACGGCCAAGUUGAGCGACUACGGCGAGGCCAAGACGCACCUGAAGCAGCUGCAGCAGACGCUCACGCACCUGGACCACCCGCACCACCACCACGCACACCAUCCGCACCACCACCUGGGGCUCUACCAUGGCGCCCUGCCCAACACAUCCACCAUAACCACCGACUCGGUGGUUUCCUGUGUCAGCUCCACACUGCCGGCGGUGGCCAAGGCCAUUUCCGCGUCCUCCAGCUGCGAUGGCCUGCAGUCGGAGCGCAAAAAGUGCCCCACCAGCGAUCUGGAUUCAGGUGGUCAGGGUCACGGGCAUGGCCUUAUGGAGGCCAUCUGCGCUGGCCAGAAGACGUCACCUAUACCACCGCCGCCACCACCUUGCUGCUUGACCCUGGGCGAAAGCUCAUCUUCGCCGAAUCCCAUCGCCACGGCCGCCCUGAUGAACGCUUCCACCUCCGGAUCCUCCAGCGCGGGCGGAGCAAGUGCCUCUCUCUGCAACGAUCUCACACGGGAAUCUUCCUGGUACGCCCACCAUCAUCAUCACCACCAUCACCAUCACCACCAGUUGCCCGACGAGCUGGUCAUGUAUGCCACGCCCACUCCCACGCCGGCAAUCGGGAAAUUCGGACUGGACACUUCCACCGAGGGUUACUUGAACGCAAGGUACAAUGUGAAUGUCAAAGGCGUGCGGCAUGAUAGAACAUCGAGUUUCUUUGACAUACCCGCUGUGACGCACCCGCACACCCAUCCACACCCACAUCCGCACUCGCAUCCGCACCCGCAUCCGCACCCGUACUGCUACAGAUUUCCAUCAUCGCCACCCGCGGGCAUUCUGAAAAAGAGCGACGAAGAAGCCACCUCGGCAGCCGUCUACUGCAGCGACGUGUCCUCCGGCCAGCACUUUCCGCACCACACGAAGAUCGAGCACGCGGACUCCACCACCACGGCGGCACAGCAGCAGCAUCAGCAGCAGCAACAGCAGCAACAGCAACAGCAACAGCAGCAGCAGCAGCAACAGCAGCAGCAACAACUGCAGCAAGCUGCUGCACUGCAUCCGCACCACCAUCACUCCCACCAUGGCCACCAUGGCCAUCAGCAGGCGGAGCAGCAGGCUCUCACCCACUUGACGCCACUCCAUGCCGCCUCCGCUUUCAAAUUUAGCCACACGGCGGUCAUAUCCAGCUCGGCGGUAUAUGCCACGCCCUCGCACUACGCCCACCAACAGCAGACGCAGUCGCAGUCCGUGUACAGGGAUCUCUCGCCCACCACCUUGGCGGCGGUCAGCGAUGCGGAUCUGAAGUACGACAGCGGUCCCUACAACGCGGCCAUCUCAUCCACCUAUCCCUCCGCGCUGCGGCCUAAUGUGGUGGACUCCACCACGUCUAGCGAUGCGGAACUGCGCCUGGAUCAGUUCUACGCCAGCAAUGGCAUCUCCACUAGCAGCAGUGGCCAGGCGAUCAGCCAGCGCAGGGGUUCGCUGCAGCUCUGGCAGUUUCUGGUGGCCCUCCUGGAUGAGCCCACAACCAGUGCCAGCUGCAUCGCCUGGACCGGGCGUGGCAUGGAGUUCAAGCUGAUCGAGCCGGAGGAGGUGGCUCGGCGCUGGGGUCUCCAGAAGAAUCGACCCGCCAUGAACUACGACAAGUUGUCCCGCAGUCUGCGCUACUACUACGAGAAGGGCAUCAUGCAGAAGGUGAACGGAGAGCGCUACGUCUAUCGGUUCGUCUGCGAUCCGGAUGCGCUCUUCAACAUGGCCUACGGUCACCUGACCACCGGUUCCGGCAAGGGUGACCAGCACCAGUUGACGCUGUCGUUGGCGAAGACGCCUCCGACUUCCGGCGACUCCCAGACGCAAUCCCCGCGCGUCGCCAAGUCGGAGUAUUACGAUACCGCCGCAUUGCAUAAAUAUUAACCACAUAGACGCCAUAUGUGGGCGGAGCUUUCGAAUGCGGCCGCGUGGGCGUGGCCGUGUCCCGUGUACAUUGUGUAAUCUAGUUGCGUGUGGGGUUACGAAUUCGAAAUGAAGGUUUCGUUAUGAUGAGCUGCGUUGGGAAUAGCUUAGAGGGGUACGAAG